Salvelinus sp. IW2-2015 is the source of this 20303-nucleotide messenger RNA. The record is from RefSeq and is a predicted model, not a curated record. Lineage: Eukaryota; Metazoa; Chordata; Actinopteri; Salmoniformes; Salmonidae.
UGACGAGGCCCGUGAGUGGCUCCCUCUCGGGGAAGGUAGUUUUGCCGUGCCACUUCUCCACCAUACCCACUACCAUGCCUGCCACCAACGCCAAUGGCACCACCCCCAGCACCGACUACCUGCGCAUCAAAUGGACCAAAAUGGAUGGAGAAAAGGAAUCCACAGUGCUGGUGGCCCAAAAUGGCAAGAUUAAAAUAGGCUCCACCUACAGGAACCGUGUGUCGGUGCCCAGCCACCCAGAGGAUGUGGGGGAUUCUUCUCUGACCAUGGUGAAGCUCCGAGCCAGCGAUGCCGGCACCUACCGCUGUGAGGUCAUGUACGGCAUCGAGGACACGCAGGACACGGUCAACCUCAAUGUCAACGGUGUUGUGUUUCACUACCGGGCAAGCACCAGCAGGUACACCAUGAACUAUGAGAGUGCUGUCCAGGCCUGCCAAACCGUAGGAGCCUCCAUUGCCACGCCUGACCAGCUGAAAUCAGCGUAUGAGGACGGAUUUGACCACUGUGAUGCAGGUUGGAUCGCAGAUCUGUCAGUUAGAUACCCAAUCACUAGACCGAGACCUGGCUGCUAUGGAAACCUGCAGAGGAAGCCUGGGGUGAGGACAUAUGGACCCCGAAAGGCCACAGAGACCUAUGAUGUGUACUGUUAUGUGGACAAGCUGAAUGGUGAGGUGUACUACGCACCUGUGACCCAUAAGAUGACGUUUGAGGAGGCGAAGGAGGAGUGUGAGAACAGGAACGCUGUCCUGGCGUCGCCGGGUCAGCUCCACUCCGCCUGGAGACAGGGUCUGGACAGGUGUGACUACGGCUGGCUGGCCGACGGCAGCGCUCGCCACCCCGUCGCGGUACCCAGAAUGCAGUGUGGCGGCGGUCUGCUGGGCGUCAGGACCAUGUAUCGCUACAGGAACCAGACUGGCUUCCCAGAACCCAUCACCCAGCUGGGAGCAUACUGCUUCAAAGCUAAGAAGAAGCUGAUAAAUCAGAUGACCUGGGUGGAAGUGUCUGUGGAGGGUGCUACCACGCCCCCCCCAAUGCUGGCCACAUCCGCCAUUGGUCCCACCACAGCUCUCUCUCCCCUGGACAGAGGCAGCACUACUCAGACCCCAGGUUUUGAACUUGUUUCAGAGACCGGAGAAUCAGCCGAAACAGCGGCCCCUUCAUCUAUGUUCUCAACCAGCAUGGUAUCGCCUCGCCCCACCCCGGUAACACAUGAAGGCGAUCUUGAGGAGGUGACCUCGCCACACACCACUGCCGCUGCAAAACAAGAAGGCGACAUUUUCACGACAACAUCCUUCCCCGAUUACAAUGUUGAUGACUUUGAGGAAAGCCCAAGCCAUGUGGAGUCGGUCCCUCCCCGUGGAGACACGUUCCAAGCUCCACCCACAACAGGAAGUCCACAUCCUAGUGAUUCUACCUUCCCUGCUCCCCCUCAGGCCACUGCAGUCAUCCAGGUAGAAGAUGCCACACCUGAAGUGUCCGUAGAUACCACCGUGGCCCAGCCAUCGAGCACAGGGUCUGGGGGGAGAUUGGCUGAGCCCACAGAAGAACCAGAUAAUCACUAUGUGAUAGAAGUGGGCACAGUUCAGCCUGACAUUCUUCUAGAGGCCUCUCCAAGCACAGAACCCAUGUUUGCUCACGGAAACACAGAGGAAACCACCCUGGAAGGGAUCACUGCAGAGAUGACCUCUGACCUGAUAGAUGCCCAAUCAGUUUCAACAACCGAACCAACUGAACCAAUCACCACUGAGAAAACUAAAGAUGCACCUGUUAGUACUGAGGACACUACAUAUGAGUCCAGUCUACAUGUAACUGAACAGCCCUCCACUCUUGAAACCGCAGACGAUUCCACAAUGGUGAUGGCCUCCGCCACUCCAGAUGCGUCUGUACGUGGAACUGCCACUGCCCCGCCCACAACAGCAGAGGUCCUUGAGGGAUCCCCUAAUGCAGUCAUCACUGAAACUACCCCACCCACAAUAUCCACUGUCACUCCCAGUCUGGUUGUGACCUUAUUCACUGAAGAUGUGGAGGGCAGUGGAAUGGGUCCUGAAACCAUCGCUGACCUGGGCUCCACUGCUGCGGUCACCUUGCCACCUACACCAAGGGCAUCAUCUACAGUGGCAGUAAACACUGAGGACAGAAGCACACUUAGCCCCCACACUGAUUCAUACAGUCCCGCUGGCACGACAGUGUACCCAGAAAGAGAGCCAAACUCUGAGGAGGGCCUUCAUUCAACGACCCCCUCCCCAGGCUAUGUUGAUGAGAUUGGAACUGCAGGAUUUGUAGAGGGUACCACACCCGUUACGCCAACCCAAGCGGUGCAUGACGAUCCCUCAACAAGCACCUCUACCACCACUGUCAUGGAUGAAACAACCAUGAUUACCACCAUCGUGUGUGAUACAGAGCCCAACACCAGCAUGGAGACCACUACCCCAACACAAUCAGGAGCUACAAGAUCAGCAAUACCAACAAAGUCAUCAUCAAAGCCUUUAGAUGGCUCAGCAACUGAUGCCCCGACCACACCCUCAUCCCAAUACUCAAUCAUACAAGUUAUCACUCACAAGGCUGAGACAGAAGGCGCUUCUAAAGCUGAGCCCACACAGAAACCUCUUCCUCGUGAUUUAGAGACACCAGCCAUUCUGUACAAGGAGGAUGCGAGUCAAACACAGGAUCCACCAAGUGUUUCCACAACCACCACUUCACAUGCAACCGUGACCUCUAAGGAACCUUCCUCAGUGAACCCAACAGCAGCCGCCAUUCUCAUCGGCAGUGAGACGUCAGCUGAGGAUGUGAGCUCAGGUGAUCAGGUCAUUGAAGAGUCCACCACUCACUUUCCUGAGUCCCUCAGUGAAACCUUGACUGAAGGCCAGGACACCACCACAGACAUCGAUACAGAGUUCUUCUCAUUUGCUCCCUUGACCUCCACCAGCGCUCCAGCCACUGUGGGCCCAGAUGGACUCCCCAUCCAAGUCAUCAACAUCAAUGCCGACGAGCAGAAGCAAAACGAGUCAGUGGAUAUGACUCUGCCGACCUUAGACACUCUGAGUCAGUUCCCUGUGUUCCCAGAGGUGCCUGACCAGGGUCAGUUCCCUGUCAUCCCUGUCGUUCCUGACCGGGCCACCCCUUCCCUGGUGGACGGUGAACCUAUCCCGGGCAGUGGAGAACCUGACUUCUUCUCCUCUGCUGCCGUCACCAUGACUCCAACGCUGAUCUUCAUCAAUGGCAAACACGAGGUGACCCUGGAGCAAGAGAGAAGACAGGUAGAGGAGGAAGCAGGGAGAGGAAGAGGUGACCAGUUUGAGGAGAAUGUGACCGCGCUGGGGGGCAGUGAGGAGGAGGUGACCCCCACUGUGUUUGAUUACCCUCUGAUAGAGAUACCUGAUACUAUACCAGAUAAGCCUGAUAAGCCUGACCCAUUCUCACGUACCCCACUGCCUUUGUCGAUGUCCACUCUGGAUCACUUUUCUUAUGACUAUGGGCCUGAGGUGGUUCAUGUGGAGUCAACUCCUACCACAACCCCAGAGCAGGUUGAGGGAACCACACAAGGCCGUGUUGUGCAAACAGAUGUGACUGCAACCUCUGCACCGGUCACAACAAUGGUGGGAACCACUCCAUCCAAAACGGAGCAAAGAGCUGAGGGUCUAUCAUCUGUUUCAGAGACCACAGAGGGACCACGUGACGUCAUAACUACACCCACUGAAGCAGUGUCCACUGUUUCAUCAUCUGGCACAGCAGUGAGCAAAACUUCAGAACAAAGCCAAACAGCUUAUGCACCCAAGACUCCUGAGGGAAGCCAACAAAUCAGCGCCUCUGUGUAUGGCAAAGAGGUGGAGGGGUCAGGGACACAACCGCCAGAUGAUGACAGGGAUGCUGAGGUGAAUCAGCCAGAAGGGGAAGAGCCCUCGGUUUCUCCCACAGAAGAAAUACACGUGGUCGCUGAUGACAUUGACACUGCAGACGUAACAAAGAGCACCUCUGCUCUUCCAGAUUUUGACAUCUCCAUUCAAACCCCUCUACUGUCGGUCUCUACGCCCUCUUCUGGAGAUGUUGAAGAUGUAUCAGUGCCAGUGACCAUAAGUGACAUUGAGGGCACCACCUCAGGCGAGGAGAAAGGAUCCACACAGGCCCCACACACUCCUCGGGAACCAGUUAGCAUCGCUCUGCCUCCCUCAAUGACAAGUGGCCAGACACAUUUAGUGGAAACAAUCAAGACUGAGGUGAUGCCAUCCAAAGAGGCAGGCAGCACGGAAUCACCUUCAAUGAUCUCUACCACAGCUGAAUCUUUGACAAGCCAGCAAGAGGGAACAACGCUUAGCCUGCCUUCAGUGUCUCCCACGGUGAAAUACACUACUGCAACACAUGUCAUUUCUGUACCAGGGGAGGAGAGCUCAGGAGACCAAACGCUUGAAAUGUUCACGAUCAGCUCUCCAUUAUUCAGCACAGAACAGAUUUUGUUAGGAUCCACAAAAACAUCACCAAGAACAAAUUCAGCAGACACUACACAACAAGCGACAAUGGAAAGAGAGGUAACAGCAUUCACCAAAGGCACAACAAACACAGAAAAACCAUCAGUUGUUACUGUCGUUGAUGAGACUGAGACAAGCUCAGCCUCCACUUCCACAGAUAAAGACAGUUCUAAGAGUCCGGUGACAUCUCCAAUGCCAACCAAAGAAUCCCCUGCAACAACUGUCUCUCCAGUAUAUAGUCCUAUUCAGAUGGUUAAGACAACCAUGGCAUCUCUCUUCAACUUAGUCAGCCGAUACACCACACAGGACACAAUUGGGACAGGUGAGGUACCUAAACUAGAAGACACCAUAAGCAAAGAUAAACCUUCACUUACCCCAAAUCUGAUGGAGGAGGAAAGUGCAGGUGAUCCUGAUAUGUCUCCUAGCAUAGCUACUGAAACACACCUCUCUCCUCUUCAUACUAUAGUCAAAACAGAAGAGGAUGUGCCCACGACCUCAACGGCAACCAGGGAGGCUACAGAGCAAACAGAGAAACCCUCAGCUACUCCUGUGACUGAUGACACCGAGACUAGCACGACCGUCACGUCGACAGAUGAAGAGAGUUCUGGAAAAAAGACAACUCAUAUGUCCGCUCAGGAGUCUCCUGCGACAACAGCAUUUCCUAUGUUCAGCACGGGCAGAAAGGAGGAUGAUAGAUCAACAGUAUCAUCGAGCAUUGAACCCAGUGAAGUGUUUGAUGUAUCAUCAACAGUCUCACCUUCUGUUACUAUCAGCACAGGUUUUUCUAGUGGCGCUGCAAUGGAUACCGCGGUAACAGAUGUAAGCUCGACCCUAUCCUCUACGGACGAAGUGGCCUCAGGUGACCAGGCAAGUGAGGUUUUCACCGAAGACACUGCAACUGACACAGUGUCUUCUUUGUAUAGCCCUGAUAAACCAGCAGUUACUAUAACGGUGUCACAUAAACCUGCAGAGAGUGCAGUCACAGAGCAGGCUGAGAAACUGUCAGGCUCAGAAAAACCGUCAUCUUUUCCUGUUACAGAGAAAAGCUCAGUCCUUGAUUCCACAGACGAAGAGAGCUCAGGUGAUCAGACUCCUGAUAUGUUCCCCACCGAGUCUACAGCCACAAGUGGCCCUACAUUGUUCAGCUCAAUCAAAAAGGAGAUUGAGAUGACUACCACUAAGCAACCUGUAGAUAUAACAGUCGGAAAUGCUUCAAAUGAAGACACAUCAGUCACAGAAAAGCCCUCCACUGUCCACAUAAUUGAUGAAACAGAGACAAGCUCUGUCCUCUCUUCUACAGACGAAGAGAGCUCGGGUGACCAGGUGCCUGAUAUGUCUACCAAACACACUCCAACCACCACAGUCUCCUAUCUGUUUAGCACUGAGAAACCAAAAGUUGUCAUAUCUACAACGUCACAUGAAACAGAGGAGAGUAAAGCCACAGAAACUUCUGCUACUGAUACAGAGACCAGCUCAAUCCUCUCUGCAACAGAUGAAAAGAGCUCACUUGACCAGCCCUCUGAUACGUUUACCAAAGAGCCUGUCAUUACAACUGUUUCUUCUGUUUAUAGCACAGUCAACGCCGAGCAAAUGACAACCACCGCAAUGCCAGAUUUAAUGAUCCCAAAAGGAGAAAGUGAAGUUACAGAUCAGACUGAGAAACCAUCAGACUCAGGAACACCAUCAGUUACACCUAUCAAUGAUGAUGCAGUGAUGAGCACAGUAAUCUCCUCUACAGAUGAAGAGAGCUCAGGUGACCAGACAAGUGAUACCACAGACUCUGUAACUACAACAACCACAGCAUAUUCUCUGUUUAGUACUGAGAAGCCAAAACAUGCAGUGACUACAGCAUCACAUGAAACUGCAACAGCUGACACUAAGACCACUACUACUACAAUUAUUUCUGUAUAUAGCACAAAGAAAACAACAAUGUCACAAGACACUGCAACAGUGGAGACUGUCGCAGCAGUCACAGAGAGGCACACAAACGCAGAAAAACCUUCAGGUACCCCUGUUACUGGUCACACAGAGACAAGCUCAGUCAUCUCCUCUACUGGUGAGGAGAGUGCUGAUGUUCAGACAAUUGCAUCAGUACUUACCAUUACAGAUGGGGAGAGCUCAGGCGAUCAGACCCCUGAUAUUUUUACCAAAGACACUGCAACUACCACAGUGUCCUCUCUAUUCAGUACGGAGAAACUAGGGUUUGUAGGGAUUACAGCGUCAUAUAAAACUGCAACAGAAUCAUCCCAAGAAUCAUCUAUGAGUCCCGUAGUUACCCUCAUGGAUCAGACUUGGGAACCGAUGGGGACAUCGGCUACAGUGAUCGACACCUCACAGGAAGUAUUACCUGAGAUAACAGAAUCUAAACCAACCAAAGAAACAGGAAGGACAUCAGGUGUUCCCAUUAUUGAUGGCACAGAGUCAAGCUCAAUCCUUGAUAUGUUUACCAAAGCCACUGCAACCACCAACGUAUUCUCUCUGUUCGGUACAGAGACACUAGGGCAUGUAGGGAUGACAUUGUCACAUGAAACUGCAACAGGUGAGACAUCAAAGGUGGCAAUAUCUGCAGCAUAUUCUUUGUAUAGCACUGAGAAACCUACAACAGUUUCACGAGAAACUGCAACAGCAGAGAGUGGAAAGACCACUACAACUGAAGCAACAUCUCUCUACAGCACAGAGAAAACUGCAGAAAGUACAGCCACAGAUAAACCUUCAGUUACUUCUGUUUCUGAUGGCACAGAAACAACUUCCUCUUUAACCACUACAGAUGAAGAGAGUUCAGGUGACAAAGCAAGUGAGAUUUUUACAAAGACUUCUUCCGUGACACCUGCGUCUUUUUUGUACAGAACAGAAGCAACGAGUUUAGUUUCCAUUACUGUCACAUCAUCCACGUUGCCAGAUAUUAUUGAAGUGGUGGACUAUGACACUAGCGAAGAGCUUUCACUUCUUGAAUCUAUACCUUCCGCUGUUCAAACAACCACAAAAGCUGAGGGAGAUCCUACAACAGUCAGCACCACCCCUGUUACAAGUUCAGUCCUCACCUCCACAGAAGAAGAGAGCUCAGGUGAUCAGACACCUGGUAUGCUUACCAAAGACACCACAACUACCAGAGUGUAUUCUCUGUUCGGCGCUGAGAAACCAGUACAUGUAACGACUUCAGUAUCAAAGGAAACUGCAACAGCUGAGAUUUCAAAUAUUACAAUCUCUGUAACUUCUUCUCUGUAUAACACCGAGAAACCUUCACCAAUAUCAGAAAAAACUGCAACAGCAGAGAGUGGAAAGAUCACUACAACCACAGCAACUUCUCAGUACAGCACAGAAAGAAUUGCAGAAAGUACAGUCACAGGAAAACUUCCAGGUUAUCCUGUUUCUGAUGGCACCGAAACAACUUCCUCUUCAUCCACUACAGAGAACUCAGGUGACCAGACUCCUAAUAUAUUCCCCACAAAAAGUGCUUCAAGCACAAUCAAAACAGAGCUGGAAACAACCACAACACAGCCUGAUACAGAGACAACAGUGAUAGUGAAAACAGGACGAGUAACUCCAGUUAUUGAUGAUGCAGAGGCGAGUUCAGCCGUCAGGUCUAUAGAUAAAGAGACAUCUGAGAUGUCCACCAAAGAGACUCCAGUGACAACAGCGUAUCCAAUGUACACUACUGUUCAGCUGAUCAAGACAACCAUGCCCUCUCUAUCAGACUCAGUCAGCAGAUACACAACACAGGGAGCUAUUGUGAUAAGUGGUGUGACUGAGCAGAAAGUAGAAACCUCAAGCAAAGAUACACUCUCAGUUACUCCUGGUAUGGCAGUCACUACUAUUGCAUCUCCAGUAAUAACUUCUACAGAUGAAGAGACCUCAGGUAAACAGACCCAUGACAUGUUCACCGGUGUGACUUCUGCAACAAAAGCCUCUCUUCUGUUCAGCACAGUCAAAAUGAAGGAUGAAACGUCUUCUAAGUCAACAUCUAUUCCUAUUAGGGAUGAUGCAGAGACAAGAUUCACAUCAGUAGAAGAAGAGAGUCCAGUCAGUCAGACAACUGAGGUGUUCACCGGUUUGGCUCCUGUAACAACUGCAUCUCCUAAGUUCAGCCCAGUCACAAUGAGGGAUGAGGUGUCCACUAAAUCAACAACCGUUGGACCCGGUGGACAUGCUAAUGGGGCAUCAACAGUGUCACCUUUUGGGUCCCCGGCCGAAGCAGGUACUGCCGCAGCUUCUUUGGAUGUUACCACAAAGACAACAACUGUCCACCCAUCAGUCACUGCAAGUGUCGAAAAAACAACAGGUUUAAUUUAUACCCUCACAGAGGAGGGCUCAGCGGACACAACUGAAAUCUUUACCCAAGAAUCACCAAUGACUCCCGUGGUUACCCUGAUAGGUCAGACAUGGGAAUCAAUGGGGACAUCAGCUACAGUGAUCGGCACCUCACAGGAAGCAUUAACUGAGAUAACAGAAUCUGAACCGACUAGACAAACAGGGAAGACAUCAGGUGUUUCCAACAUUGGCGAUGCAGAGACAAGCUCAAUCCUUGAUACUUUUACCAAAGAAAUUGCAACUACGACAGUCUCCUCUCUAUUCAGUACAGAGAAACCGAGCCAAACAGUGUCUACGUCGUCACAUGAAUCUGCAACAGCUGAGACUUCAAAGACGGCUCUUGCUGCAGCUUCAUCUCUAUAUAGCACAGAGAAACCAGGACAAGUAACAGAAAACAAUGUUGUUACCCAUAUUACUGGUGACACAGAAUCAAGUUCAGUCCUCAUCUCUACAGAUGAAGAAAGCUCAGAUGACCAGACAACUGAAAUAUUUACCAAUACAUCUUCCUUAGCACCUACAUCUUCUUUGUACAGCACAGAAGCAACACAUUUUGCUUCCAUUACUGUCACAUCAUCCACUUCACCAGAAAUUUAUGAAGAUGUGGACUAUGACAUACGAGUAGAGCCUCCACUCGUUGAAACUAUACCAUUUACCAUUCAAACAACCACAAAACCUGAGGGAGAACCUAUAAUCAUCAGCACUACCCCUGACACAAGUUCAGUCCUCAUUUCCAAAGACGAAGAGAGCUCAGGUGACCAGAACCCUGAUAUUUUUACCAAAGACACUGCAACCACCACAGAGUCCUCUCUAUUCAGCACUGAGAAACCAGGACAAUUAGUAACUACAGCAUUCCAUGAAACUGCAACCUCUGAGACUUCAAAGAAUACAAUCAUCACAGCUUCUUCUCUGUUUAGCACUGAGAAACCUACCACAGCGUCACAGGAAACUGCAACAGCAGAGAGUGAAAAGACUGCCACAACUACAGCAACGUCUCUGUUCAUCACUGAGAAACCGGAACAAGGAGUGACUACAGCAUCCCUUGAAACUGCAACAGCUGAGACUUCAAAGAUUACAAUCAUUGCAGCUUCUUCCCUGUAUAGCGCUGAGAAACCUACAACGGCGUCACGGGGAACUGCAUCAGCAGAGAGUGAAAAGACAUCUGCGACUUCCCUCUUCAGCACUGAGAAACCAGGACAUGUAAUGACUUCAGCGUCACAGGAAACUGCAACAGCAGAAUGUAAAGUGAUUGCUACUGCUACUAGAGUUUCUUCUCUACGUAGCACAGGUACCAUUGCUCAUGUUGAGAGUACCAUCCCAGAGGAGAUCUCAGGAGUUCAGACUCCCGAUAUGUUUACUGCACAGUCAGAUGCAACACCUCUUCUUCCAGUGUAUAGUACAGUUGGAACAGAACAGUCAGAAGAACCAACAGGCUCAGAAAUGUCAUCAGCUGUUUUCGUCAUUGAUGAAACAGAGACAAUAGCCGUCCUCACUUCAGAAGAGGAUAUAAACUCAAGUGGUGCAACAACUGAGAUUCUCACCAAGGAAUCUGUUGCAACAACUGCAUUCCCAUCAGAGUCAGUUAGUGCGUACACUACAUCAAGACCAACAGUGACCUCAACAGAAGAAGACAGGUCUGGUGACCAGACCCCUGAUAUGUUUAGCAAGGUGCAAGCUACGAUAAUUGAGUUUGUCAGUAGUUAUCCCACUCCUCAUACAUCAACUGGACAGAUGACAGAACAAACCGGGGCCUCAACACAGGUUACUCACAACACCUCUACACCCAUAGACAUGGAGAGAUUUGGAAUCACAACUACAGAGGAUGACCAAGAGACAACUCAGCCAGAGGGUUCAGGUGAAGCGGUACCAAUGGAGACCUCCACUAAUCCACAGGACCAGUUCACUGUAGCCACAGAUGAGACAGAGAGUACAUCUGAUGAGCCAAGUGUUGCAUCCUCAACACGGUCUACACAGAUCAGCCAAGCAUCUAUGUCAACCCAAUAUCCUGUCUCCACUAGCACAGCUGAGACAAUACAAUCAGCCACUGCUUCAUUGUCUGAGCAGGGAAGUGGAGACUUCACAGAACCCUCUACUUCAGAAAGUGAGGGCAAAGAGGAUGAGAGUUCAGGUGAUGACACAUCUGCUYUUACAACAGCCCCACUGCAUACUACAUCAUCUUCAACAGACUCAACGGUUACAAAAUCAGUAAGCACAGAGGUAACUGAUGGAACCAAGGGGGUUGAACAGACAGAAGAACUAACAGGCACCGAGGGACAUUCAGCUGGCGCUGACUCACAUGUGGCGUCCUCAGUGGUCACAUUCACAGAUGAAGAGAGCUCAGGCGACCUGACACCUGAUAUGUUUAACAAGGAAUUUGCAACAUCACUAGGGUCAGAAGCUGUGAUGGCCAAAUCUUCCUCCCCAAUAAUCAGCAGUGACCCCUUCCAAAGCACAACUGUUGGAACAGUCAUCACACCCACAGAAGAAAUAGAUGAAACACCCUCAUACACUCCCGCUGCAGACAUUGAAACUCUGGAGCUAUCUGUGGACCAAACAACUGGACUAGCGAGCACAUCAAAACCCUUUGUCACUUCCUUCACUUAUGUAGACAUGGAGGUCUCUGAAAUCUCACCAACAGAUGAUGCCCAGGAGAAAAUCCAAGCAGAAGAGUCAGGUGAGGAGGCACAAGUGCAGAGCACCACUGAACCACAGGACCAGUUCACUGUUGCAACCAAUGAGACUGAAACCAGAGAGACUGAAAGCGCACCUGAAACACCUCGUGUUGAAUCUUCAACAGAGUUCACACGGUCCCAGAAGUCCACAUUAAUCCAAUCUCCUUCCAUGUCAAGCACAGAUAAUACAACAGAGGCUUCCACAGCCUCUUUCACAGAGCAGGGUAGUGGGGACUUGACAAUAGACUCUACAGCUGAGGCUGAAGGGACGGAGGAUGAGAGUUCAGGUGAAGACAUCUCUGAUGUGUCUACUCGGCAACCUGCAAGCACAACUUCUCCUCCCCUGUCGAGGACAGCAACAACAAAGCAGGAUUUUAACUCAUUUCCUUUCAGCAUUGAAACAAUCCAAGGAACAGAUGUUGAGCUUGAUGUAACUAUAUCAUCUGGCACAACUGCAAAGGUUACGUCUAGCAAAGCUCAGGCCCUGGAAAGUGAUGUGACAGAUAAACCAUCAGUUGCUUCCAUUUCAGAUGUAACGCUCACAGACAAAGCAAGCUCUGGUGACCAGACUCUGGAUAUGUUUACCAAAGAGUCUGUCACUGCAAAAACUUAUUCCGUAUACAGCACAGACAAAACAGAACAUGUCACAUCCAUGACUCGAGUUUCUUCUCUGUUCAGCACUGAGCAACCAGGAAAAGUAUUGACAAUAAAGUCACAUAAAAUUGCAAUAUAUGAUACUGCAAGGACUGCUACAACUUCUGUUUCUUCUCUAUACAGCACAGAUAAACCAUCAAUUGCUUCCAUUUCAGAUUUAACCUCCACAGAUGAAGAAAGCUCUGGUGACCAGACCCCUGACAUGUUUACCAAAGACUCUGUAACUACAGUUUCUUACCUGGAUAGCACUAAGAAACCUACCACCGCGUCACAGGAAACUGCAACAGCAGAGAGUGAAAAGACUACUACAACUACAGCAACUUCAAUGUUCAGCACUGACAAGCCAACACAAAUACUGACCACAGCAUCACAUGAAACAACAGCUGAGACUGCAGGAACUGCUCCAACUUCACCUUCUUCUCCGUGUAGCACUGACAAAACAUCAGUUGAUUCCAUUUCAGAUUUAACCUCCAAGGAUGAAGAGAGCUCUGGUGACCUUACCCUUGAUAUGUUCACGCAAGAGUCUGUCACUGCAACUGUUACUUCAUUGUACAGCACUGUCAAAGCAGAACAAGUGACAACCACAGCACUGCCAUUUGUAAUGACCACAGGAGAGAGCGAAGUUACAGAGAAAACAUCAGGCUCAGAACAACUUGUUACUACCGUCACUUUCACAUCAUCCACUUUGCCAGAUAUUGAUGAAGUGGUGGACUAUUUACCUUCACCUGUUCAAACUACCACAAAACCUGAGGGAGAAUCUACCAUAUUCAGAGUUUUCCCUAACACAGAGACAAGCUUAGUAGUCUCUUCUACAGAUGAAGAAAGCUCAGGUGAUCAGACCCAUGAUAUGUUGACCAAAGAGUCUGUCACUGCAACAUUGUCCUCUCUUGUCAGUACUGUCGUAACAGAACAAGGAAUGACCACACCAAUGUCAACAAUAAUGCAAGCUUCUCAGACUUCCAUAUCACCUCACUCUGACUACACCACUCCCAAGACAACGGGUGUCGAUGACAUAACAAAACGGAUGGCAUUCACAACCAACCAACAACCAUCAGCUGAGAGCGACACAUUCAGCGAGGCAACAGGCCAAACAGAAUCCAUUGUGUCAAGCACACCAGGCCCAGAUGAGGAAGGUCAUAUCAGCCCAGACACAGAAACCACCAUCUUUCCUGAGGCUACACAGCCCCCUGUUACUGUUACUCUGAGUGAUCGUACAACUAUGAGUGACCAUACAACACACCAAUUCCAUACAACCAAAAGAGACCAUACUACAAUGAGAGUCCAUACAACGAGUGAUCGUUUAACCACUGGAGACCACACUGUAGCAAGGGACCACACCACUGUCAGAGACCAUACAACAGUGCCUUUUGGUUCACAGUCACCCAUAUCCACUGCCAUCCCCUCUAUUAUCUAUCAGGGUGUUACUGACCAGCAGGUUAUGAUCAUCACCUCAACCAGCAGCCAAACCAAAACUGACCAGACCCCCACCAUGGUGCUGCAUGGUACAAAACCACCGACAAGCCCAGUUAUCAUAUUCACAGAAGAGGCCAAAGACGAGGACGAACUGUUCUCCACUGUUGUGGACAGCAUGACCACAACCGCUGAGAUUAUCACUAAAGAUGACACAAUGAUUGACGCUGAUACUGUGACAAUGGUGGACCCCUCCUCACAAUUCCACCCCACCGUCUUUGCAGAGGAAGCAGGGGGAGUCACAGCCCUUACCAUGACACCACACUCCUCAAUUGCAAUGACAGAGGAACCUGAAGGGUCUGGGACCGAUUACUACUUGUCUUCCACAAUUGACCCACCGAGUCUGGCUACAUCACAAAUCCCAUCAGUCACCUCGGUAAAUAUAUCUGCAGAGGCAAGUGCUGAGACGACAAGCAGCUCUACAAAAGUUGAAGAUUCAGAGACUGUAAUAACGACCACCACAUCAUCUAUAGAGUAUGUUGAGGCAUCUAGUUCAGAGGUCAUGUCCACUGUAGCUCAAACCACGCAAGCCACAACUGUUUUCACAGAGUCCAGCUCUCAGACGGCCUUCACCACACCAUAUAUAUUUGUUAAUGAGUUGUCCAGAGAUGGUGUCACUGAAGAGGAGUCCAAUACAGAGACUAAUCCUUCUGCCCCUGUAUCAUCCCAUGCAUCAACUCACCCCAUAGAUGCAAGCACACAGACCACAGUGAGCAGUGAGCAUGAUGAAUUCCUGACAGAUGAGAUGGAAUUAUCCACCACCCCUUCUCCUAAGACUAUUGAUUCUGCAGGAGGAGGCCCAUCUGAUGAGGAUUCUGAAGUGGAGAACACAACAACUUUAUCUAGUUCCAUGCAAGCCACCGUGGUGUCUACACGUGCUACACAACAGACAUCAGUGUCGAAUGAGGAAGACAGAGAGACUGUGAAAUCAACCAGUCCACUCCCUGUUGAUGGGUUUUCAGGGGAUGACGACUCUGAAGGCUCUGGAACCUCCGCCUCUGUAGUUGAGACCUCCCAAACCACAACUCCCACCAAAGACACGAGCUCAACAGCUACUAAGAAGGGUGAAGUGACAGAGGUUACAACUCCAGUACCUUCAUUCUCAGAGGAGGGCAUCUCUGGGGAGGAAAUGACAACUUGGACACCCAAACCCUCUGAAACCACAUCCUCUCCGUAUAGCACAGAUAAAUCAUCAGUAGCUUCCAUUUCCGAUUUAACCUCUACAGAUGAAGAAAGCUCUGGUGACCAGAUCCCUGAUAUGUUUACCAAAGACUCUGUAACUACAGCUUCUUACCUGGAUAGCACUAAGAAACCUACCACAGCGUCACAGGAAACUGCAACAGCAGAGAGUGAAAAGACUGCUACAGCUACAGUUUCUUCUCUGUUUAGCACUGAGGAAGCCUUACAAGUAACAACAAUGUCACGUGAAACUGUAACAGAUGAGACUGCAAGGACUGCUACAACUUCAGCUUCUUCUCUAUAUAGCACAGAGAAACCAUCAGGGGUGUCCGUUUCAGAAAUAACCUCCAUGCAUGAAGAGAGCACUGAUGAUCUGAACCCUGAAAUGUUUUCCAAAGAGUCUGUUACUGUAAGGGAACAAAUUACAGCCACAACUACAGUUUCUUCUCUGUUUAGCACUGAGACACCAGGACAAGUAAUAACAUCAUCAAAUGAAACUGUGACAGAUGAGACUGCAAGGACUGCUAUAACUUCAGCUUCUUCUCUCUACAGCACUGAGAAACCUUCAGUUGCUUCCAUUUCGGAUAUAACCUCCGCAGACGAAGAGAGCUCAGGUGAGCUGACCUCGAAUAUGUUUGCCAAAGAGUCUGCAACUACCACAGUUUCUCCAUUUGACAGUACUGUGAAAAUGGAGCUGGUAACAGCCACAACAAUGUCACCUGAAAAAGCAAUAGCAGAGAGUGAAAAGACUACAUCUACUACAGUGUUGUCUCCGUUUAGCACUGAGAACACAGAGAAAGCUUACUCCCAGCUGAGUUUGUCUGUCCAUUCCACUGUUGAGCCAUCUGUAAUGCCUGAUGUGGUGGUCCAGUUUGUCACAACCUUUGUGCCCGAGGUGGACAUGACAAAGCCUGGGAAAUCUUUCCAUCAGGCCAGGUCUGAGAUUGCAUUUACCCAACAUCCUCUCACUUACGUCUCAACUGAAAAAACUGCAGAGGCCACCACGAGUCCCAUGUUGCUUGAGCUAGAUUCAAGGGACUCCAUUGACACUGUAACCACACCUGCACAGGGCUCAGAAUCACCUUUUGUUGCCACGGCUUCUACAGCAAUACCGUUUAAAUCAGAAGUUGAAUCUUCAAGCCAGGGACUUACAACAGAGAGAGUUUCUACUGAUACAGAGGUCAGCUCAGAACAAGAUAGUGAGGUCAACAGGACUUGCAUUCCCACCAGUAUCUCUAUAAAGGAGGAAGCGACCGGGUAUAUUGUUACUCUAGUCACGAACAAUGCCACUGCGGUGUACAGUACACCUGCUUCCGCUGCGGUAUCAUCUGCUUUGCCAGACAUUGAGGAAGAGGCGGACUAUGAAAAUAUUCCAGAUCUCUCACAGGUUGAAUCUGAACCUGCUCUUCAAACAACCACAAAACCAGAGGGAGAACCUACAGCUGUCAGCACUGCCCCUGACACAAGUUCAGUCCUCACCUCCGUCGAUGAAGAGACCUCAGGUGAUCAGACACCUGCAAUGUUUACCAAAGAGUAUGUAACUACAACAACCACAGUUUUUUCUCUGUUUAGCACAGAGAAACUCACAACGUUAUUACAGGAAUCGGUAACAACAGAGACUGAAGGCACAGACCAAACCGAGGGACCAGCAGUUACUCCUGUUAUUGAUGAGGCAGAGGCGAGCCCAGUCCUACAUGUAAUGACAACAACAAAAUCACCAGAAGCGAGUGCUGCUAUUGAUCAUACCGAAAAACCAUCCGACUCUGAGGAGUUUUUUACUCCAAGUGUUGAUGACACAGAAACAGGAUCAACAGAUGAAGAUAGUUCUGUAGACGAGACGACUCCAAUGACCACCCAGGAGUCUCUUGAAACAGAAGCUCAUGUGCACAGUAGCACAGCCAAGCCAUUGCAGACAUCCACAUCACCAGUCUCUGAAUAUGCAAGUGCCCUCACCUCUGCUAAAAUAACUGGUGAUGGUGAAGAAACAGAACAGCCAUCAGACUUUCCCAGUUCAAUGAAAAGCACUGUGAAAUCAGUCCUACCUGAUACAGAUGAGGAGAGUUCAGGUGACCAGACUCCUGAUAUGUUUACCAAAGAGUCUGUCACAACGUUAGCUUCAUCUCUGUAUAGCACUGGGAAACCUACUAUAUCUUCACAUGCAACUGUAACAGCAGAGACUGAAGUCACAGAAGAAACAGAGAGGCCAUCAGGCUCAAAACAGCCAUCGUCUACUCCUGUUAUUGAUGAGACGGAGACAAGCCCAGUUCUCUCCUCUACAGACAAAACUAGUUCAGGUGAUCAAACCCCUGAUAUGUCUACCAAAGAGUCUGCCACUGAACAAGUAACAACCACAGAAAUGCCACACUUAAUGACCACAAGAGCAGAUAGUGAAAAUAUGGCAUCUACAAAAGUGUCUUCUCUGUACAGCACAGAGAAACCCGACUCAAUGAGUGACCUCGCCUCUGCUGAAAUAACUGCUGAUAGUGAAGAAACAAAACAGACGGAAUCAACAAGCAUAGAACAGCCAUCGGGUGUUUCCAGUUCAAUGGAAAGCACUGGGAGCUCAGUCCUACUUGAUACAGAUGAGGAGAGCUCAGGUGACCAGACUCCUCAUAGGUUUACCAAAGACUCACCAACUACUACAGUUUCUUCUCUGUAUAGCACUGAGAAAGCUACAGUAUCUUCACAGGAAACUGUAACAGCAGAGAGUGAAGUCACUGAGCAAACAGAGAGACCAGCAGGCUCUGACAAACCAUCAGUUAUUGAUGAUACUGAAACCAGCUCCGUCUUACCUUUUACAGAUGACAAGAGCUCAGGGGACCAGACAAGUGAGGGUUUCACCGCAGAUGGUUUUGCAACAGAAGCCCCUCUCCUGGCUAGUACAGCCCCUCCAAUUGUCUCUGUCCAUUCCACUAAGGUGACAACGGAGGCCAAUGUGAUGAUCCAGUUUGUCACAACAUUUUCCCACAAACCAGACCUGACAACACCUGAGGCUUUGCUCCAAGAGGCCCUGUCUGAGAUUCCAUUUACCCAUCGUUCCCAACCUGACAUAUUUUCCGAGGAAACGGCAAUGCCCACAACCAGACCCAUGCUGCCUCAGGAAGAUUCAAGCCAGUCUGUUGACACUAUAACAACACCCUCACAGAGCUCCGAAUCAAAUUUAGUCCCCACUGCCUCUCCAGUGAAGACUGAUGCUGUACUAUCUACAUCAGAGGAAGAGGAACAAGUUGAAGCUUCAAGCCAGGUACCUACAACAGAGGAUGCUUCUCCUAGUGCAGAGGGCAGCUCCGAACAAGAGGCUGAGGUCGAAGAAACAGCCAUUUCUGCCAUUGGCUCUCCUCUAACUGAGAAAGUGUUAGAAACUAAAGUGUAUAGAACACCAACGACAGACAUUGAUGAAGAGGUGGACUAUGAAAUUAUAACAGAGCCCGUAGAGGUUGAGUCUAAACCUUCCCUCAUUGAAACCACCACAACACCUGAGGUAGAAGCAACCGCGCUCAGCACUGUCCCAACAAAGACAACGAAGAUUGAGAGUGCAUCAUCAAGCUCAGAGAGUAGUUCAUCGAGCAGCUCAGAGGAAGAGUCAAACCCAUCUGUGACUCAGUCAGUAUUGGCCUCCAGCUCAGAAAGCAGCUCAGGAAGCAGCUUGGAGAAAAAGGUGACCAAAGUUUCCGCUGUGAAGCCAGAGAGUGACACAACAGAGGAGACCACCCCAUCCCUCUCUGUUACUCAGACAGAACUUGCAACCGCCAUCACUGGUUCACCCUCUCUCGCGCAUCCUAGGGCUGAAAUUGAGUCGGCGGGUUCUGAGAGCAGUCCCGGAGGAAAGACGGCUUCUGACGUUGUUACUCCUGCCACUAAGAUGCCAAUGUGGGAAAUGCCAGAGUACACAACUGUAUCGCCAGCUGAAACACCGAGCCGGACAGAAUCCGUCUCUAUGAUCCGAAGCACUCCUUCAUCUGUGUCUGAGGAGGAGGAAAGUGUGGACUAUGAUAAUGUAUCAGGACCUACAUUAGUCGAGGGUGAACCCCCCAUCAAGGUAGUGGAAACUAUCACUUCAGCUGAGACUGGAAUGGAUUUGGGCCACUUGACUGUUGGUGAGACAGUUGAGAUUGCAGGCAUCCACUCCUGCGCUGAGAACAUGUGUCUGAAUGGGGGCUCUUGCUACAGAAGCGGAAGUUUCCAAUCUUGCAGCUGUGCCCCUGGCUACAGUGGAGAUCGUUGUGAGACAGACAUUGAUGAAUGUCAAUCCAACCUCUGUCGCAAUGGAGGUACCUGCAUUGACGGCCUGAAUUCCUUCACCUGUGUUUGCCUCCCAAGCUAUGCUGGAUUGUAUUGUGAUGAAGACACUCAGACAUGUGACUACGGCUGGCAUAAGUUUCAGGGACACUGCUACAAGUACACCCCCCAGAGGAGGAACUGGGACACAGCGGAGAAGGAGUGUCGGGUACAGGGGGCACACCUCACCAGCAUUCUCUCCCAUGACGAGCAGCAGUUUGUCAACCGUCUUGGACAGGACUACCAAUGGAUCGGCCUGAACGAUAAGAUGUACGAUAAUGACUUCCGCUGGACCGACAGCAUGCCCAUGCAAUAUGAAAACUGGCGCCCCAACCAGCCGGACAGUUUCUUCUCAUCUGGAGAGGACUGUGUGGUGAUGAUCUGGCACGAGGACGGCCAGUGGAACGAUGUGCCCUGUAAUUAUCACCUCACCUUCACCUGCAAGAAAGGCACAGUGGCCUGUAAUCAGCCCCCGCUGGUACAGAAUGCUCAGACCUUCGGCAGGAAGAUGCCACGCUAUGAGAUCAAUGCUCUGGUGAGGUACCAGUGUAAGGACGGCUUCAUCCAGAGGCAUGUGCCAACCAUCCGUUGCCGUGGAGAUGGCCGAUGGGACAUGCCCAAAAUUGCUUGCAUGAGUCCAUCAAACUCCCAAAGGGCAUUCUCAAGUAGGCACCAGAGCUACCGCCUGUUCAGCAGUAACAACUCCAAGUGGCGGUCCGACGAGGCGGAGGCCCCACACCGUCCUCACCAUCGAGGAAGGAGAUUGAGGAGAUCGGUGAACAGGCGAAACAGAAGACAGUGAUCGCCACGGUUACGCCUGCUCACAAUCUGCAGAACCUACACAAUAGGAAUGCAUGACUGUCACUCAUGUGGAGAUGUUUUUUUUUUUUUUUACAAAUGAAAAAAGCAAAAAUACUUUUUAACAAAAAAGGAACAAAAAAAACAAACCCAAAGGAAAUGUGACAUUUUCUUACCAUUUUGAUGAUGGAAUCUUGGAAUGAAGUGCCUUUUCAAAGAAUAUUCUGAUAAAGGGACACUAAUUUAUAACAACGCCAAAGUGGAUACCUUCCGCUGGCUACUGGAACAUAAAGAAAAAUAACCUCUCAUGAGUGUGCUGGGGAAGAACUUUGAACCAAAUAGUGCAUUCAUUAGACAGUUCUCUAUUUUACACAGACUGAAGAUUGUUCAACUCUUAUAUGGUGAAAAAGAUACAGGCAAAUGCCAGCUUUUGUGAAAUUAUUGCUCUUGUGUUAUGCAAAUGAAUACAAAACAUUUUCAAAUA